CAGGCCUCCCCCUUGUGCCCCGCCUCCCGCGGAGCCAGACUCCAUUUCCUGCGAGUAGUCUAUGUCAAUCGCGAAUAGUCUACGUCCAUCGUGACAUCGCCGGUGGGGUUCCGGACGACACGCCUCGGCUAGGUGACAUGGAAUCCUUGCUUUUGGGCCCUGCUCUGUCCACAUCCUCCACCGGUUCCUUGUUGCAUAUUCUUAGUGAGCAGUUGUCAACCCCUCUUACGCCCAACAAGAAGGACGAGGGGAGGGGAAGAAGCCUGCAAGCGGAGUGAGAGAAAGAGAGAGAGAGAGAGAGAGAAAGAGGGAAAAGGGAGACAGAGAGAGACAUAGAGAGAAUAUCUCUCCCCUUUUCUACUUCUUCUCCUCUCCCUGCGCUUUCUUCACCCGAUCUUUUUUUGUACAAGCCAAGUUCUCAAGUACAAGCAUCCGACCCUGACCUCUCCUUCCCACAUCACGUCCUGUCCGCAACGUAACUUCCCGCUCCCCCUUCGACCAGCCAAACAUCCAGAACCACAUUACCCAUACCCCAUCAUGGCCACGAACGGUACGUCCAAGCUGGACUGGACCAAGUUCUACAAUGUCAUCGACGGCAAGCUCGAGACGACCAGCAAGACCAGAUACAGCGUGAACCCGUCGACCCUCGAGGCCAACCCCGAGGUCCCCGUCUCCACCCCGGAGGAUGUCGACAGAGCCGUGCAGGCGGCGAAGAAGGCCCAGGAAGCCUGGGCCGAGACCCCGUACGAGGAGCGCCAGAAGGCCCUCGCGAGAUUCGGCGAGGCCAUCGAGGCGCACGCCGAGGAGUUUGCGCUGAUGCUCACCAAGGAGCAGGGCAAGGCCCUCCAAUUCUCACAGUUCGAGGUCGCCGAGGCCACCAAGCACUUCAAGGGAAUGUCCAACCUGUCCUUCCCCGAAGAGGUCGUGGACAACAACCCUGACCGCCGGGUCAUCACGAGAUACACGCCUUUGGGUGUCGCCGUCGGCAUUGUCCCUUGGAACUUCCCCGUCCUUCUCGCCUGCGGCAAGAUUGGCCCCGGCCUGGUUACUGGAAAUGCCUUCAUUCUCAAGCCCUCCCCCUUCACUCCUUACUGCGACCUGAAGCUCGCCGAGCUCGCUCAGCAGUUCUUCCCCCCCGGCGUCUUCCAGGCCCUCAGCGGCGACGACAACCUCGGGCCCUGGUUGACCUCCCACCCGGGCGUCGACAAGGUCAGCUUCACCGGCUCGACCGCGACCGGAAAGCGCGUCAUGGAGAGCUGCAGCAAGACCCUCAAGCGUGUCACCCUGGAGCUGGGUGGAAACGAUGCGGCCAUUGUGCUCCCGGACGUUGAUGUCAAGGCUAUUGCGCCCAAGAUUGCCAUGCUCGCCUUGUACAACUCUGGACAGGUCUGCGUCGCCAUCAAGCGCAUCUACAUCCACGAAGCCAUCUACGACGAGCUCGUCGCCGAGAUCGCCAACUUCGUCAAGAACCUGCCCAUCGGAGACGGCCAGCAGGAAGGCAGCGUCCUGGGCCCCGUCCAGAACCAGAUGCAGUUCGACCGCGUCAAGGAGCUGCUCAAGGACAUUGACGAGCAGAAGCUCAAGGUCGUCGCUGGGUCUACGGCAUCCGCCUCCUCUCACGGCAAGGGCUACUUCAUCACGCCCACCAUCGUCGACAACCCGCCCGACGACUCGAGGAUCGUCGUCGAGGAGCCCUUUGGCCCCGUCUUCCCCGUCCUCAAGUGGAGCGACGAAAAGGACGUCAUCCGCCGCGCCAACGACACCCUCAUGGGCCUCGGCGCCUCGGUCUGGUCCAAGGACCUCGACAAGGCUCAGAGCAUCGCCAAGAAGCUCAAGGCCGGCAAUAUCUGGAUCAACACCCACCUGGAGCUGCAGUACGACGCGCCCUUUGGCGGCCACAAGCAGAGCGGUAUCGGCUACGAGUACGGCGCUGGCGGCCUGAAGGCGUACUGCAACGUGCAGUCUCUGUAUGUCACCAAGGCAUGAACUGAGAGGAGGGGGGGAGGGGGAAGGGAAUCCGAUUGACUGCCUGCGUUUUACGCGAUCAUGAUGUAAUAAAUAAAGCAAUACAACACACAC
This is a messenger RNA of Colletotrichum destructivum, 2079 nucleotides long. Its product is annotated as Putative aldehyde dehydrogenase domain, aldehyde/histidinol dehydrogenase. The coding region runs from base 538 to 1986 and encodes 482 amino acids. Gene Ontology annotation, molecular function: aldehyde dehydrogenase (NAD+) activity. Lineage: Eukaryota; Fungi; Ascomycota; Sordariomycetes; Glomerellales; Glomerellaceae. The record is from RefSeq and is a predicted model, not a curated record. The transcript has 10 exons.